This is a messenger RNA of Podarcis muralis (Common wall lizard), 1075 nucleotides long. It is a transcript of the gene SLC31A1, whose product is annotated as solute carrier family 31 member 1. NCBI's taxonomy places the organism in Eukaryota, Metazoa, Chordata, Lepidosauria, Squamata, Lacertidae. Gene Ontology annotation, molecular function: copper ion transmembrane transporter activity. The record is from RefSeq and is a predicted model, not a curated record. Gene Ontology annotation, biological process: copper ion transmembrane transport. Gene Ontology annotation, cellular component: membrane.
UGAGGUGGCGCCUCCGUUCGCCGGGCGAAGAAGGGACACGUCUGAGGAGGUCGAGGGAAGGAGGAGAAGGCGAGGAAGGCGCAGUGUACAGAAAUCAUCAGUCUGCUGCCAGGAGUUGGAGCUUGCUUAGGCUUAGGUGUUCGGGAGCAGGGCUGAGCACACAAACAACGGAGAAUUACAGAUGAUAUAGAUUGCAAAUUUUACACAGGAUAAGAGCUAUCUCUUCAUUUGUAAACUUUUGAAGUCAUCCAUAGUUAAGGCUUCUACAGCAUCCACUGCCCUCUAGUUCCUUGGGGGUCAAAAUGUCCAACCAUCACAUGGCGCACAUGGGCCAUGAUAUGAAUAGCUCAACAACGCCCACCCCAGAUCCUCACGCACACCAUCAUGCCAUGACAACAUCGGGGCAUAUACACGAUGGAGGGAUGAUGAUGAUGAUGGAUAUGACCUUCCACUUUAGUUAUAACAAUGUGCCUUUGCUGUUUUCCGGGCUUGUCAUCAACACUGCUGGAGAAAUGGCUGGUGCAUUUGUGGCCAUUUUCCUCCUGGCCAUGUUCUACGAAGGCCUGAAGAUUGCCCGAGAGAGCCUCCUCCGGAAGUCGCAAGUCAGCAUCCGCUACAACUCCAUGCCAGUUCCUGGACCAAAUGGCACAGUCUUGAUGGAAACACACAAAACAGUUGGGCAACAGAUGCUGAGCUUCCCUCACCUUUUCCAGACUGCGCUGCACAUCGUCCAGGUGGUGGUCAGCUACUUCCUUAUGCUUAUCUUCAUGACCUACAAUGGCUACCUCUGCAUUGCCGUGGCAGCAGGUGCUGGGACAGGCUACUUCCUCUUCAGCUGGAAGAAGGCUGUGGUGGUGGAUAUCACGGAGCAUUGCCAUUAACACCAGGCAACGGGUCCAGGCCUUUCCCUACAGCCUCUGGCAGGGACCAGGUGCAGCCCCAGUCUUACUGGAAACCAGGCCAAGAACAUCCCAUGUGAUGCUCCCCCCCCCAAACUCUCUGGGGAUGAAACCUGUGCCUCUCACUCCCCCCUCCCCCCAUUUCCCCCUCCUUCCCAAUAAACAUGGGCUCCUGA